Molecule: messenger RNA, 3648 nt
Organism: Sus scrofa (pig)
Lineage: Eukaryota; Metazoa; Chordata; Mammalia; Artiodactyla; Suidae
Gene: SERBP1
Product: SERPINE1 mRNA binding protein 1
Cellular component (GO): nucleus; cytoplasm
Molecular function (GO): mRNA 3'-UTR binding
Source: RefSeq, a predicted model, not a curated record
GGUGAGGUCCCGCCUCUGAGGCGCGCGCGAAGAGUUGUCGCGCCGUGAACUCUGGGAAUCGUAGUGCUGGCUCUGGGAAUCGCCACGGGAAAAGCGACUCUUGCCUACAUACCCCGUGGUGCCUUGCGGCGCUGGCCGCUACCGGAUGUGUGCCUGGCGCCGGAAGAGAAGACGGCCCCCCUCUCGCAGCCCGGCCAUCUUGUGGGAAGAGCUGAAGCAGGCGCUCUUGGCUCGGCGCGGCCCGCUGCAAUCCGUGGAGGAACGCGCCGCCGAGCCACCAUCAUGCCUGGGCACUUACAGGAAGGCUUCGGCUGCGUGGUCACCAACCGAUUCGACCAGUUAUUUGACGACGAAUCGGACCCCUUCGAGGUGUUGAAGGCAGCAGAGAACAAGAAAAAAGAAGCCGGCGGGGGCGGCGUUGGGGGCCCUGGGGCCAAGAGCGCAGCUCAGGCCGCAGCGCAGACCAACUCCAACGCGGCGGGCAAACAGCUGCGUAAAGAAUCCCAGAAAGACCGCAAGAACCCGCUGCCCCCCAACGUUGGCGUGGUUGACAAGAAGGAGGAGACGCAGCCGCCUGUGGCGCUUAAGAAAGAAGGAAUAAGACGUGUUGGAAGAAGACCUGAUCAACAACUUCAGGGUGAAGGGAAGAUAAUUGAUAGGAGACCAGAAAGGCGACCACCUCGUGAAAGACGAUUUGAAAAGCCACUUGAAGAAAAGGGUGAAGGAGGAGAAUUUUCAGUUGAUAGACCGAUUAUUGACCGGCCUAUCCGAGGCCGUGGUGGUCUUGGAAGAGGUCGAGGAGGCCGUGGACGUGGAAUGGGCCGGGGAGAUGGUUUUGAUUCUCGUGGCAAACGUGAAUUUGAUAGGCAUAGUGGAAGUGAUAGAUCUGGCCUGAAGCAUGAGGACAAACGUGGAGGUAGCGGAUCUCACAACUGGGGAACUGUCAAAGAUGAAUUAACAGAGUCCCCAAAAUACAUUCAGAAACAAAUAUCUUAUAAUUGCAGUGACUUGGAGCAAUCAAAUGUGACUGAGGAAACACCUGAAGGUGAAGAACAUCCCGUUGCGGACACAGAAAAUAAGGAGAACGAAGUUGAAGAAGUAAAGGAAGAGGGUCCAAAAGAAAUGACUUUGGAUGAGUGGAAGGCUAUUCAAAAUAAGGACCGGGCAAAAGUAGAAUUUAAUAUCCGAAAACCAAAUGAAGGUGCUGAUGGGCAGUGGAAAAAGGGAUUUGUUCUUCAUAAGUCAAAGAGUGAAGAGGCUCAUGCUGAAGACUCAGUUAUGGAUCACCAUUUCCGGAAGCCAGCAAAUGAUAUAACGUCUCAGCUGGAGAUCAAUUUUGGAGACCUUGGCCGCCCAGGACGUGGUGGCAGGGGAGGACGAGGUGGCCGUGGGCGUGGUGGACGUCCAAACCGUGGCAUCAGGACUGACAAGUCAAGUGCUUCUGCUCCUGAUGUGGAUGAUCCAGAGGCAUUCCCAGCUCUGGCGUAACUGGAUGCCAUAAGACAACCCUGGUUCCUUUGUGGACCCUCCUCUUUGAGGCUUGCAUGCUUAAGGAUCCCAAACGACUAAGAAAUUUAAAAAAAAAAAAAAAAAAAAAAAGACUGUCAUUCAUACCAUUCACACCUAAAGACUGAAUUUUAUCUGUUUUGAAAAUGAACUUCUCCUGCUACACAGAAGUAACAAUAUGGUAGUCAGUUUUGUAUUUAGAAAUGUAUUGGUAGCAGGGAUGUUUUCAUAAUUUUCAGAGAUUAUGCAUUCUUCAUGAAUACUUUUGUAUUGCUGCUUGCAAAUAUGCAUUUCCAAACUUGAAAUAUAGGUGUGAACAGUGUGUACCAGUUUAAAGCUUUCACUCAUUUGUGUUUUUUAAUUAAGGAUUUAGAUGUUCCCUCUAUUAUAAACUGGUUUUAAAUAUUGGACAUAAUAUCAGUUUUAAUACCUGCUUUGCAUUUUCACACAUGGUCAACUGGGACAUGUAAACUUUGUCAAAUUUUAUGCUGUGUGGAAUACUAACUACUUUAUGUAUUUUAACUUAGUUUUAAUAUUUUCAUUUCUGGGGAAAAGGUCUUUUUUUCACUUCUCAUGAUAGCUGUUAUAUAUGCUAAAUCUUUAUAUACAGAAAUAUCAGUACUUGAACAAAUUCAAAGCACAUUGGUUUAUUUACCCUUGCUCCUGCAUGGUUUAAUAGGUUCAAAUUAUAAUUGAUUCACAAUUUUAAUUAUAUUUACUUUUUUAAAUGUGUCACUUUCCCAUUUUAAAAAUCAAUCUAGACACCUUACUGGUGUAAGUUGUUUAAGCUCCAUAAUCGUUGAUAGACACAUACUGUCAAGUGAAAUAGUUUUAUGGGUGUUGGGUUUUUCCUCCUCUAACAGGGUAGGUUGAACAAAUUAAUUUGGUUAAUGCAUAAUAUUUAAAUUGCUCUGUAAGAUAAGUGGCCACUCAGUAUGAUUUGUAUGUGUGAAGGGUCCCCAAUCAAAAUUGUACAUCCAUAAUCAACCCUUUAACCCUUCCUUGUUCUAAAGAAACCAAAGGGCGCUGAAUAGUAUGGUAAGCUGGGAAAGAAUAUAUUAGUUUUUGGAAUUUGGAAAGCAGACGGCUUUAGUUUAUAAGGUUGGAACAGUAGCACCAUCCAUGAAAUACAAACCAAAAAUUGUACUGUUUCUGAAUUUCCUAUAUUGCUAUUAAUUUUGGUCUUAAGUUAGAUACCAAGAAAGUUUUAAGUAUCUUUUACCUCUUCCUCCGUUAGAAGAUUAAGUUAAUAAUGGAUUCCUCAAUCAGGAGCAUCACCACUUACUAAAAGCAUGGAGAGAAUAAUCAAUAAACAAGUUUUCUAGGGUUUUUUUUUUUUAAAGUCUUCUGCCACAGUUAUUGAUAAGAAAGGGGUUUUAUUUACAGUUUUAAAAGAUCUUUUUGUCACUCUUGUCUGUAAUUUUCUAUGUACGGUAAUGUCCAGUUUUGAAAAACUUUAUGAUUUAAGAUCUUAAAUUAUAAAAUGUCAAUUUAGCUGACUAGUUCUCCCCUAUACUUUUAAAAGAGAAAUUGACAGUACAAGAGUUACUCAUUGGGAUUAGAUUUAUUAAUCUAGUUACUAAGUUUGAUAUCUUAGGAAGGAGGUAAUGGGUUUUUUUUAAUGAUGGAUAAACUUGUGCUGGUGUUUUGGAUCUUAUGAUGCUGAGCAUGUUCUGCACUGGUGCUAAUGUUUAACAUAACUUUAUAUUUACAAACAUACCUGCUACCCAGAGGCAAGUAAUCAUUUAGUCCAUAUGGACUAUUGACCCCUCUUGAGAUUGCAACAUACACACUCCUAAACACACAUACACAGUGUGUUUAACUUGUAUCUUGUUUCUGGACAUGAACAUGUUAUAAACUUCUUGAGUUCUAGCAACAUACAGAAAACACCUGCUAUUAAAAACACUUCGCAAGUUCUUAUCGUCAGCCAUUGCUGGCAUUCUGUCACUAGAGAAAACAGCAAUAUCUGAUAUGUUGCAAGCUUUCAAGAUAGCCUGGAUUUUAAAAGUUGGUCCAUUAGUUGUAUCUGAUGGAUGUAAAUUUGCCUCCUAGUUCACUUUGUGUUAAGAGCUAAAACUGUGAACCUAACUUUCUCUUAUUGGUGGGUAAUAACUGAAAAUAAAGAUUUUAUUUUCAUGCUCA